Messenger RNA from Nothobranchius furzeri (turquoise killifish), 5634 nucleotides. RefSeq names its product collagen, type I, alpha 1b (gene col1a1b). Gene Ontology annotation, molecular function: extracellular matrix structural constituent conferring tensile strength; protein binding. Lineage: Eukaryota; Metazoa; Chordata; Actinopteri; Cyprinodontiformes; Nothobranchiidae. Gene Ontology annotation, biological process: extracellular matrix organization. The record is from RefSeq and is a predicted model, not a curated record.
CAAGCUAAGCCAUUUGUUUAGGCAGUAGGGAGUUUCUGCUAGGGUCUGGAUUGGAGUUACACGCAGACCGGACCCUGCCCUGUAUGAGUGGUGUCUGAGGAGGAAAAAGAGCAUUCCCUUUACCACAAAGAAUCUACAUGUCUAAUAUUUAGACAUGUUCAGCUUUGUGGAUAUUCGGUUAGCGCUUUUGCUCUGCGCAACUGUGCUUUUGGCAAGAGGUCAAGGCGAGGAUGAUAGCUUAUUAACUGAGUGCAAAUCAGAGGGACAGGUGUACAAUGACAAGGAUGUAUGGAAACCAGAACCCUGCCAGAUCUGCCUGUGUGACAAAGGGUUUGUCUUGUGCGACGAGGUGAUCUGCGAAGACACAACCGAGUGUGAAGACCCCUUCAUUCCAGAUGGAGAGUGCUGCCCUGUCUGCCCUGAUGAUAAUGGGCCUCAGUUCCCAGAUGACAACACCGACACAGGCUCAGAGACAGUAAAGGGACCCACUGGCCCCAGAGGAGAUCCGGGUCUUCCUGGUUACCCCGGCAACGAUGGAAUCCCUGGACAACCUGGCCUCCCCGGCCCUCCCGGUCCUCCUGGCCCCCCUGGCCUUGGCGGAAACUUCUCUCCUCAAAUGAGCUACGUCGACCACUCAAAGUCCAGCGGCCCCGCUGUUCCUGGCCCAAUGGGCCCCAUGGGUGCCCGUGGUCCCCCUGGACCUGCUGGAUACUCUGGUCCUCAGGGAAUGCCUGGUCCUGCUGGAGAGCCUGGUGAGCCUGGAGCUACUGGCCCCAUGGGUCCUCGUGGUCCAGUUGGUCCUCCUGGAAAGAACGGAGAUGAUGGUGAACCUGGCAAGGCUGGACGCCCAGGUGAGCGCGGAGCUGCUGGCCCUCAGGGUGCUCGUGGAUUCCCUGGAACUCCAGGACUUCCUGGCUUGAAGGGACACAGAGGAUUCAGCGGUCUGGAUGGAGCCAAGGGAGACGCUGGACCUGCAGGUCCCAAGGGAGAACCCGGCUCCCCUGGUGAGAACGGCAUCCCUGGAGCCUUGGGUCUUCGUGGCCUUCCUGGUGAGAGAGGCCGCCCCGGACCUUCUGGCCCUGCUGGUGCUCGUGGUAACGAUGGCAACACUGGUCCUGCUGGUCCUCCUGGACCCACUGGGCCUGCUGGGCCAGCUGGAUUCCCAGGCAGUGCUGGUGCUAAGGGUGAGACUGGUCCUGCUGGAGGCCGUGGAUCUGAGGGACCCCAGGGAGCCCGUGGUGAGCCUGGUAACCCAGGACCUGCUGGGCCUGCUGGAGCUGCUGGUGCUCCUGGAGCGGAUGGUCAGCCUGGUGCUAAGGGCUCUAAUGGUGCUGCUGGUAUUGCUGGUGCAUCUGGUUUCCCCGGUGCUCGUGGUCCUGCUGGAGCUCAGGGAGGUGCUGGUGCUCCUGGUCCCAAGGGUAACAAUGGUGAUCCUGGUCCUUCAGGUCCUAAGGGAGAGGCUGGUGCCAAGGGUGAGCCUGGUCCUGCUGGAAUUCAAGGACUUCCUGGUCCCUCUGGUGAGGAGGGAAAGAGAGGACCCCGUGGAGAGCCUGGUGGUGCUGGACCCCGUGGACCCCCCGGAGAGCGUGGUGCUCCUGGUGCUCGUGGUUUCCCUGGUGCUGAUGGAGGUGCAGGUGGAAAGGGAGCCCCAGGUGAGCGUGGUGCUACUGGACCCACAGGAUCUCAAGGAGCCACUGGCGAGUCUGGAAGCCCUGGUUCUCCUGGCGUUCCCGGAUCCAAGGGUGUGACUGGUAGCCCAGGAAGCCCUGGCCCUGAUGGCAAAGUUGGACCUGGUGGUGCUCCUGGACAAGAUGGCCGCCCUGGACCUCCUGGCCCAGCUGGAUCCAGAGGUCAGCCUGGUAUCAUGGGAUUCCCCGGUCCCAAGGGAACCGCUGGUGAUAGUGGUAAGCCUGGUGAGAGAGGACCUGCUGGUGCUGCUGGCUCUGUUGGUGCUCCUGGUAAAGACGGUGAUCUUGGUGCUCCUGGACCUUCUGGCCCUGCUGGACCUGCUGGAGAGAAGGGAGAACAGGGACCUGCUGGUGCUCCUGGAUUCCAGGGUCUUCCUGGACCACAAGGAGCUACUGGUGAGACUGGAAAGCCUGGUGAGCAGGGUGUUCCCGGUGAAGCUGGACCUCCUGGACCAGCUGGAGCCAGAGGUGACAGAGGUUUCCCUGGUGAGCGCGGUGCUCCUGGCCAAGCUGGUCCAACUGGACCUCGUGGUGCUCCUGGACCUUCUGGUAACGAUGGAGCCAAGGGAGAGCCUGGUGCCGCUGGUGCCCCUGGUGGUGUUGGACCAGCUGGUAUGCAGGGGAUGCCCGGUGAGCGUGGAGCUGGUGGUCUGCCAGGCGCCAAGGGUGAAAGAGGAGAUGGUGGUCCGAAGGGAGCUGAUGGCGCCGCCGGCAAAGAUGGCCUUCGUGGUAUGAGUGGUCCUAUUGGAGUUCCUGGACCUUCUGGUGCUCAGGGUGAGAAGGGUGAAGCUGGUCCUGCUGGAAUCGCUGGGCCCACUGGUCCUCGUGGAGCCCCAGGUGAGCGUGGAGAAACUGGACCUGCUGGACCUGCUGGUUUUGCUGGGCCCCCUGGUGCUGAUGGUCAGCCUGGUGCCAAGGGAGAGUCUGGAGAUUCUGGACCCAAGGGAGAUGCUGGUCCUCCUGGACCUGCUGGACCUGUUGGAGCUCCUGGUCCUCAGGGACCUGCUGGUCCUACUGGAGCCAAGGGAGCUCGUGGUGGUGUUGGAGCACCUGGUGCUACUGGUUUCCCUGGAGCCACCGGCAGAGUUGGACCCCCUGGUCCUUCUGGAGCUGCUGGACCACCUGGACCCGCCGGACCCGUUGGAAAGGAUGGACCUAGAGGAAACCGUGGUGAGACUGGUCCUGCUGGUCGCCCUGGUGAGGCUGGUGCUGCUGGAGCCCCUGGACCUGCUGGUGAGAAGGGAUCCCCUGGCUCUGAUGGAGCCCCUGGUGCCCCAGGUAUCCCUGGACCCCAAGGUAUUGCUGGACAGCGUGGUAUUGUAGGUCUCCCUGGACAGCGUGGAGAGCGUGGUCACUCUGGUCUUGCUGGAGGAGCUGGCGAGCCUGGAAAGCAGGGUCCUUCUGGCCCCGUUGGUGAGCGUGGACCCCCUGGACCUGCUGGACCCCCUGGCCUGUCUGGUGCUCCUGGAGAGGCUGGUCGUGAGGGAUCUCCUGGUCAUGAGGGUGCCCCUGGUCGUGAUGGAGCUCCUGGACCCAAGGGAGACCGUGGUGAGAGUGGCAUGGCUGGACCCCCUGGACCUCCUGGUGCACCUGGUGCCCCCGGAGCCGUUGGCCCCUCUGGCAAGACUGGUGACCGUGGAGAGUCUGGUCCUGCUGGUCCUGCUGGUCCUGCUGGCAUCGCUGGACCCCGUGGUCCAGCUGGUCCUGCUGGAGGUAAGGGAGACAGAGGAGAGACCGGUGAGGCUGGAGAGAGAGGCCACAAGGGACACAGAGGACUCAGUGGUCAGCCUGGUCUGCCUGGACCAUCUGGACCUGCUGGAGAGAGAGGACCCGCUGGUGCUUCCGGACCAGCCGGACCAAGAGGACCAUCUGGAAGCAACGGUUCCCCUGGUAAAGAUGGUGUUAAUGGAAUGCCUGGACCCAUUGGACCCCCUGGACCUCGUGGUCGCAAUGGAGAGAUGGGACCCGCUGGACCUCCUGGACCUCCCGGACCCGCUGGAGCUCCUGGUGCUCCCGGUGGUGGAUUUGACUUCGUCAGCCCACCCUUGCAGGAGAAGGCUCCCGAUCCUCUCCGUGGGGGUUACCGCGCUGAUGAUCCCAACAUGAUGCAAAAUCGUGACAUGGAGGUUGACACCACUCUGAAGACCUUGACUCAGAAGGUCGAGAAGAUCCGCAGCCCUGAUGGUUCAGAGAAGAGCCCCGCCCGCACAUGCCGAGACCUGAAGAUGUGCCACCCUGAGUGGAAGAGCGGCAUGUACUGGGUUGAUCCCAACCAGGGCUCUCCUCUGGACGCCAUCAAGGUCCACUGCAACAUGGAGACUGGUGAGACUUGCAUCUACCCCAGCGAGUCCAUCCCCAUGAAGAACUGGUACCUCAGCAAGAACAUCAGAGAGAAGAAGCACGUCUGGUUCAGCGAGUCCAUGACUGGCGGAUUCCAGUUACAUUAUGGCAGCAGCGAAUCUGAUCCCGAGGAUGUCAGCAUCCAGAUUUCCUUCAUGCGCCUGAUGUCCAACCAGGCCUCACAGAACGUUACAUAUCACUGCAAGAACAGCAUUGCCUACAUGGAUUCUGCAACCGGCAACCUGAAGAAGGCCCUGCUUCUUCAGGGCUCCAACGAUGUCGAGAUCAGAGCUGAGGGCAACAGCCGCUUCACAUACAGUGUCAGCGAGGAUGGCUGCACGUCACACACUGGCACAUGGGGCAAGACAGUCAUCGACUACAAGACAACAAAAACAUCCCGACUGCCCAUCAUUGACAUUGCUCCUAUGGAUGUUGGUGCACCUGAUCAGGAAUUUGGCGUCGAAGUUGGCCCUGUUUGCUUCUUGUAAAAAUGAAAGAAACAUGGACAUGACGUUGUUGUUUUUUUCUAGCAGUCAUCUCUAAAUCCUCUUUUUUCUAUGCAAAUCAAAACUCAUUUGGCUGCCAUUGGUCCACAUGCUUAAAACCACUCUACGGAAGACAGGUGUUUGUGUUUUUUCCAAUCGUGAGACGUUUUUGGGACUGCUACUUUAACCAAACCACAAGGACACUUUAAAAAGAAUAUUUUGUUUCCACUGGCAACAAGAAAAUAAUGUAUACUUGUUCAAAUUAAUUCCCAUGGAUAUUGCAACAAAAAAAGAAAGAAAAUCAAUGAAACAGGUGACUUUUGCCCAUUUCAACCACUGCAGAAGGACAUUGAAAACAACAAGUGAUAUGUACCAUUUUUCUGGUGUUAAAUAAAUUGUAAAAAGUGUGAAGUGUCUUGUUGAUCUAAAUUUAUUAAAGACAAAAAAAUAACACCUGAACUUUGGUCAAACCCAAAAAAACCAAUAAUAACACAGCAAACAAACACGACUAGGGAGCUCAACUUCAUUGCAAUAUAGAUGGCUACCUCAUCGUCACCCCCGGUCUCUUGAAAGAAAACAUUUGCGGUACGCAAAAGGUUUUUUGGAGGGGAAUUACAAAAGUUUAAAGGUGCUAUUUCCAAUUCAAUGAGGUCCAGUUAUCAGUAUUUGAUGGUCAACCCUCUCAUGCUGUAAUUCAUGCCUCUCAUGCCUGCAGAACUUUGGUGCUACUAAAUUGACUCAUUGUCGUGAUGUCUAUGCAGUGCAAUUGUUUUCUUCUCAAGUGAUGGUUCUGAUAAAAGGUGAUUGCUGCAGAUGUAAUGCAUACCAUCGUGUCUUUGUAGAUACAAGCGCCCUACUCCAGAAGCCCACAUGUUCAUUGUUGACCCUUUUGCCCCUUUUGGAAAACUCCCAACAGAAAAAAGAAGCACACAUCUCCCAGUUGUUUAUGUUGUUUGUUGUUGUCUUUUCGCUAAAUGUUUCUUAAAAUACAAAAAAAAAAUUGAAGCAGACCAACUUUCAUGGUUUAAAAGAGAGAUUCUGUACUUAUUUUGUACAUGUAUAAUAAAUCAAGAUGUUUUUAAUUAUUUUGGGUGCUGAAAUAAAGCAUGUGAAGUGGUCUA